GGGCUCAUCACCAGCUCCUUGCAGAUCGAAGACAACAAGAUCCCUGGGCUGUGCUCAGGGCAGCCAGGCAUCCCAGGGACCCCAGGCCUGCACGGGGGCCAGGGUCUGCCAGGCAGGGACGGACGAGACGGCCGGGACGGGGCGAUGGGGAUGCCGGGGGAGAAGGGCGAGAUGGGCCCUCCUGGAGCACCUGGUCCCCGCGGGGAGGUGGGCAGCCCCGGCGUGGAUGGCAUGCACGGCGAGAAGGGGGCGCAGGGCGAGUGCGCGGUGGCCCCCCGCUCAGCCUUCAGCGCCAAGCGCUCCGAGUCA
This is a messenger RNA of Balearica regulorum gibbericeps (East African grey crowned-crane), 309 nucleotides long. Lineage: Eukaryota; Metazoa; Chordata; Aves; Gruiformes; Gruidae. The record is from RefSeq and is a predicted model, not a curated record.